GAGUUAAAACAGUGGAUGAAGGCGGAAGUUAACAACGAAGCCGUCAGGCAAAUGUCGAAUGCGUCAAAGUGUCACAAAAUGGAAUCAAACAAUCGAAAGAGUUGAUAAAGGAGAGACACAGUGCCGCUACUGACGACAUUUCUGAGGUGUUUUAAAGAACGAUGGCGUCGGGGGAUGAAGAACUUUCUCAAACAAGAGGGGAGGACGAAGGACAACAACUUGAGGUUUGCACGACUGACAUUGCGCUACACAUUCAAGACCUCCAACAGCUAACUGGUCAUCAAGAAGAACCUCCUCCUCAGCCACAUGGAGGGAGUUCCAUUUUGAAGCGGCCCCCUUACGUCAAAGAGGAAAAGGAAGAGCCAGAGGCCGUACACGUAAAAGUGGAAGAAGGGGCGGCAGAGGCCCUCCACGUUAAAGAGGAAGAGGAAGAACUCUGGAUCACUCAGGAGGAAGAGCGUCUUCUUGGGCAAGAGGAGGCUGAUCUCACCAAGUUGCCGCUCACUAUUGUCUCUGUGAAGGCUGAAGAUCAUGAAGACAGAACACCUGAAUCCUCACAGCUUCAUCACAGUCCAAGCGAGAAGGAGAAGAGCGGCAGCUCAACUCAACACAUGACAACAGAAGCUGAUGGAGACCACUGUGGAGGAUCACAAGCAGACAACCUCUUAGCUCCACUAUCAGAUAGUGACGACACAACGUCACACUCUCCUGACACUGAUGAUGAAGACCCUAAAGCUGAUAUGACAUGUCACACUGACAACACACGCUUUAAAUGCUCUCACUGUGACAAAACCUUUAAUGAUCGUAGUAAUAUGAAAAGACACGUGAGACUGCACACAGGAGAAAAACCAUUCAAGUGCUCAGUUUGUGAUAAAAGAUUCUCCCUAAAGACCAAUUGGAAAUUACAUAUGACAAUACACACUGGAGAUAAGCCCUUUUCCUGUUCAGUGUGUGGUAAAGGUUUUGUACGAAAACAAAAUUUGACAAUACACACAAGAAUACACACUGGAGAGAAACCCUUUUCCUGUUCAGUGUGUGGUAGAAGUUUUGUACAAAUUCAAUGUUUGAAAACGCACAUGACAGUACACACCGGAGAAAAAACAUAUUCCUGUUCAAUCUGCAACAAAAGCUUUUGUGACCGAACAAACCUUUUACAACACAUGAGAAUACACACUGGAGAGAAACCGUAUUCCUGUUCAACAUGUGGUAAAACGUUCUCUCAAAAGCCAAACUUGCAAGCACACAUAAGAAUACACACUGGAGAGAAACCAUAUUCCUGUUCAUUCUGCGACGAAAGCUUUUGUCACCGAUCAACAUUUGUAAGACACAUGAGAAGACACACUGGAGAGAAAGUGCUGAGUUGCAGUGUGUGUGGUGAAAGAUUCUCUUAUAAGUACCAGCUUAAUAAUCACAAGUGUGCUGGUGAGAACAGCAGCAGUAGCUGCAGGAAGCUGCAGGACUUGAAGUAAACUGUCGAGACUUUGAGAACUUUGACCUUCUAACAUCAUCACACAUAAAGUGUGACGUAUGUGUAACCUAAUCUUGUUGAUAUGCUUCUACCAUUUAAAUGUAAUAAAAAAUAAAUA
Molecule: messenger RNA, 1586 nt
Organism: Dunckerocampus dactyliophorus (ringed pipefish)
Lineage: Eukaryota; Metazoa; Chordata; Actinopteri; Syngnathiformes; Syngnathidae
Product: zinc finger protein OZF-like
Exons: 2
Coding region: 162-1469 (435 amino acids)
Source: RefSeq, a predicted model, not a curated record